This is a messenger RNA of Vespa mandarinia (Asian giant hornet), 4822 nucleotides long. RefSeq names its product phosphoribosylformylglycinamidine synthase (gene Pfas). Gene Ontology annotation, cellular component: cytoplasm. Gene Ontology annotation, biological process: 'de novo' IMP biosynthetic process. The record is from RefSeq and is a predicted model, not a curated record. Gene Ontology annotation, molecular function: phosphoribosylformylglycinamidine synthase activity. Lineage: Eukaryota; Metazoa; Arthropoda; Insecta; Hymenoptera; Vespidae.
AAUAUGACGUUAAUCUAUGAAAUAAUAUUGUAAUGCGUGAUAUCAAUGGCCUUGAUGACCUCGCAAUAGUUACUUUGAUAGAAAGAUUACGAAAAAAAAGUAAAAAAUAUUUUGCAAGAAUCUUCAAUGAAUAAUUAACGAUAUCGUAAUGCAAAUGAAUUUUUUUUAUUUAUACAACUUACUGGGAUAUCUAAUCAAUGUAUUUGGUUUACAAUAAAUUAAUAGAACAACGUCGAUAACUGGUAAAUCCUUUCCACGCGGUAGAGGAAUAAUAUUUAGUGUUCUGAUUUGAUUAGUAUUUAAUUUUAUAUAUAAUGGCAAUAUUAAAGUUUUAUAAACUACCUGGAUUAAAAUCAGCACAGCUGAAAAAGAAAUUAAAUGAUAUACGUAAGGUAUCAAGUAUAGUGAGUGAUCUUAAAACUGAAUUGUGUUAUUAUAUUGAAAUUAAAGAAGAAUUAAAUGAAAGAGAAAUACAAUUGUUACAAUGGUUAUUGGUUUCGCCUAUAGAAACGGACACAUUAAAAAACGUUAGCGUAUUUGAUCAAAAUAAUGAUAUAAUUACUGUCAUUGAAAUUGGUCCAAGAUUGAAUUUUUCUACUGCAUUUUCGAGUAAUGUAAUAUCCAUAUGCAAAUCAAUAGAAUUAGAUAAAGUAACAAGAGUAGAAAUAUCUAUCAGAUAUCAUAUCAUACAUAAUGGUACAUUAGAUCAAACUACAGAAUCUAAAAUUGUAGAUGUUUUACACGACAAGAUGACAGAAUGUAGAUAUGUAAAACCUAUAGAGACUUUUGACCAUGGAUUUAAACCUGAAAAAUGGUUUGAAGUAGAUAUAUUAAAAUAUGGAAGAAAUGCUUUAGAGGAUGUAAGCAAUAAAUUAGGUCUUGCCUUUGAUAAUUGGGAUUUGGAUUAUUACACAAAUUUGUUUUUACAUAAACUUAAACGUAAUCCAACCAGUGUCGAAUGUUUUGAUUUGGCACAAUCAAACAGCGAGCAUAGCCGACAUUGGUUUUUUAAAGGAAAGAUGAUUAUUGAUGGAAAAGAAAAAAAACAAUCUUUACUUGAUAUGAUCAUAGAUACACAAAAUUAUUCAAAUCCAAACAAUGUCAUUAAAUUCAGUGAUAACAGCAGUGCUAUCGAAGGCUAUGAAAUAAACUUGUUGAGACCAGUUGAUCCAUCAAAAUGUAGUCAUUUUAAUGUAGAAAAAAUUAAGCAAGAUUUAAUAUUUACAGCAGAAACACAUAAUUUUCCAACUGGUGUUGCUCCAUUCAGUGGUGCUACAACAGGAACAGGAGGACGUAUAAGAGAUAUACAAGCCAUUGGUAAAGGAGGCUAUUAUAUCGCAGGAACUGCAGGAUACAGUGUUGGAAAUCUUCUUAUUCCAGAUUAUAGUUUACCUUGGGAAAACAAAGAAUGGGUAUACCCUAGUAAUAUGGCAUCACCAUUACAAAUUAUAAUUGAAGCAAGUAAUGGAGCAUCUGAUUAUGGAAAUAAAUUUGGAGAACCAAUUAUAUCUGGUUUUGCACGUUCUUUUGGCUUGCUAGAUCAUGAAAAUGUUAGAAGAGAAUGGAUAAAACCUAUAAUGUUUACCGGAGGUGUAGGUACAGUGGAUGCAAAUAUGACAAAAAAAGAAUUACCAGAAAAAGAUAUGGAAGUUGUAAAAAUUGGAGGACCUGUUUAUAGAAUUGGUGUUGGUGGUGGUGCAGCAAGUUCAGUUGAAGUACAAGGUGAUAAUGAAUCAGAUUUAGACUUUGGUGCAGUGCAAAGAGGUGAUCCUGAAAUGGAACAAAAAUUAAAUCGAGUAAUUCGUGCAUGUGGGGAAUUAGGUUCAAAUAAUCCAAUUCUUAGUAUUCACGAUCAAGGUGCAGGAGGAAAUGGAAAUGUAUUAAAGGAAUUAGUUGAACCUGCCGGAGCUGUAAUAUUUACAAAGAAAUUUGAAUUGGGUGAUCCUAGUAUCAGUACAUUAGAAUUAUGGGGUGCUGAAUACCAAGAAAAUAAUGCUAUACUUUGUAAACCAAAGGAUGCCGAUUUGCUCAAGCAAAUAGCGAGACGUGAAAAAUGUCCUAUCAAUUUUAUUGGAAAGGUAAUUGGAAAUGGAAAAAUUAUUCUUUCUGAAGAGGAUGACUUUGAUUUAUCAAAAUAUGAACAAAAUAAUAUAAGGCAUCCAGUUGAUUUAGAACUUGAAUUAGUACUUGGUAAGAUGCCACAAAAGACAUAUAAUCUUACAAGAAAACAGCUGCAUUUAUCACCCAUCUGUUUGCCCAAUGAUUUGACAGUGGAUUCAAUUCUUGAUAGAGUUCUACGUUUGCCUACAGUUGCUAGUAAACGUUAUUUAGUUAAUAAAGUUGAUCGUUGUGUCACAGGAUUAAUUGCACAACAACAAUGUGUUGGCCCAUUACAUACUCCUUUGGCUGAUGUUGCUGUAACAGCUGUUUCAAUAUAUUCAACACAUGGAAUUGCAACAUCGAUUGGCGAACAACCAAUAAAAGGCCUUGUGAAUGCAUCUGCCGGAGCACGUAUGACAGUAGCAGAAGCUUUGAGUAAUUUAGUAUUUGCUGCAAUUUCAGAUAUUCAGGAUGUUAAAUGUAGUGGAAAUUGGAUGUGGGCUGCAAAAUUACCAGGAGAAGGUGCAGCAAUGUAUGAAGCAUGUACUGCUUUGUGUUCUAUUAUGAAAGAGUUUGGUAUAGCUGCUGAUGGCGGUAAAGAUUCUCUUAGUAUGGCUGCACGUGUAGAAAAUAGUGUUGUUAAGGCACCAGGAACACUUGUUAUCUCUUGUUAUGCACCGUGUCCUGAUAUAAGACAAGUAAUAACACCUGAUUUAAAAGCACCUUCAGCUGGAAAAGAAGGUUAUCUACUUUAUGUUGAUUUAUCAAAUGGUAAAAGUCGUAUUGGUGGAACAGCCUUAGCACAAGUUUACAAACAACUUGGUAAUGAUACUCCAGAUGUGGAAAAUGCAAUUCUUAUUAAAAAUGCAUUUAAUGCUACACAAAAAUUGAUAAAAGAGGGAAAAGUAUUGGCAGGUCAUGAUGUAAGUGAUGGAGGAUUGAUCACUUGUAUAUUAGAAAUGGCUUUUGCUGGAAUGUCUGGAUUGGAUAUUAAUAUUUCUCAUAAAUCUGGAUCUCCUAUAGAUAUUUUAUUCUCUGAGGAAGUUGGAUGGAUUCUAGAAAUAGAAGAAAAUAAUUAUGAAUAUUUAAACAAUGUAUUUAAUCAGUUCAAUAUUCCAGUAUAUUUGAUAGGGAAGUCUGUUGGUUUGGGAUUUCAAUCAAAGGUGUCUUUUAAAGUAAAUGCAAAGGUUGUAUUGGAUACUAUUAUAGAACCAUUAAUGUAUACAUGGGAAGAAACAAGUUAUCAAUUAGAGCGUAGACAAACUAAUAUUAGUUGUGCUCUAGAAGAAUUUAAUGGACUAAAAGAAAGAACUAUUCCUGAUUAUAAGUUAACAUUUAAUCCUGAUCAUAAACCUUAUUCAAUUGAAAAAUUAUUAAUCUCUAAUAUAAAAGUCGCUGUGAUUCGUGAGGAAGGUAUAAAUGGUGAUAGAGAAAUGGCCGUGUCUUUGGAACAAGCAGGUUUUGAAGUUUGGGAUGUAACAAUGCAAGAUUUAUUAAGCAAUGAUAUUACACUUGAUAGAUUCAAAGGUGUUAUUUUUCCUGGUGGAUUUAGUUAUGCAGAUGUUUUAGGCUCUGCAAAAGGAUGGGCGGCAUGUUUGAAAUUUCAUCCACUAUUAAAAAAACAAUUAGAAAUAUUUGUUAAUUCCAAAGACACGUUCAGUUUAGGAGUAUGUAAUGGCUGUCAAUUAAUGAGUUUGUUAGGAUGGAUUGGAAAAGAUAAUGGAUAUAAAGAAGAACCAGAGAUUUUCUUAGAUCAUAAUAUAUCAGAAAGAUUUGAAUGUCGAUGGAGUAAUGUUAGAAUUGAAAAAUCACCGUCCAUCAUGCUGCAAGGAAUGGAGGGUAGUAUAUUUGGUGUAUGGAUUGCACAUGGUGAAGGAAGAUUUACAUUUCGCAACAGUGAAUUAUUGCAUACACUGAAAAAAUUAAACUGUCUUGCGAUUAAAUAUACUGAUGAUUAUGGUAAUCCCACUGAAAAAUAUCCAUUCAAUCCUAAUGGUAGCAUAGAAGGUAUAGCUGCUAUAUGUUCAACGAACGGUCGACAUUUGGCUAUGAUGCCACAUCCAGAAAGAUGCACACAAAUGUGGCAAUGGCCUUGGAAACCCAUAGAAACGAAAUAUGAAAGGUCCCCUUGGCAACGUAUUUUUGAUAAUGCUUAUGCGUGGUGCUUAUCACCAAAAAAAUUGAAUAUAAAUAUAUUAUAGCAUGAUCAAAUAUUUAUAGUAAAAAGAUAUAAAAAAAGAAAAAUUUAGUAUUGAACAUUUCAUUAUUCAUAUGGAUUUUGUCUAACUUUAAAAACUUGAUUUAAAGGAUCAUAAGGUGUAUAAUGACUUGAGGUAUAGAUGUCAUCAAGUUGUAAAUCACAUCGUAGAAUAACUACGCCAGAUGGAUUUACUUUAACUUUUAUCUUUGUAUGUGGCAAUAAGACACCAUAGUUCACAUCCUCGUAUAAAUCCUACAAAUAUUUCAAUUAUAAAUAUUUUUCUUUAUGCUUAUUAAAAUAAUGAAUUUUAAUAUUAAUAACGUACUUCUACUUUGUAUCCUCCAGGAUAUUGUAAGCCAAGUUCUUUUAAUGUGACUGAAACAUCCGAAGGUGUACCAUCUGUUCUUCUAUUCAAGAACGCAAUUGCAUAAGAAUAAUAUGAUUGAUGUAUGGGCGUUAUUGGUCGUGCCCAUAUUUCGAUACCUUUAUGCUACAAAAAAAAAAAAAAAAAAAAAAAAAGAA